This is a messenger RNA of Trypanosoma grayi, 1026 nucleotides long. RefSeq names its product protein kinase A catalytic subunit. NCBI's taxonomy places the organism in Eukaryota, Euglenozoa, Kinetoplastea, Trypanosomatida, Trypanosomatidae. The transcript has a single exon. Gene Ontology annotation, molecular function: cAMP-dependent protein kinase activity; ATP binding. The record is from RefSeq and is a predicted model, not a curated record. Gene Ontology annotation, cellular component: cAMP-dependent protein kinase complex. Gene Ontology annotation, biological process: signal transduction; peptidyl-serine phosphorylation. Bases 1 to 1026 code for a protein of 341 amino acids.
AUGUCGGAUAAAAUGAAGACUUCCACAGAGGUCACAAAAGAGGAAGUAGCUGGUUGGAAACUGCAUGAUUUAGAGAUGGGAGAAACGAUAGGUACUGGCACUUUUGGCCGUGUUCGUCUGUGCAGACAUAAAAUUUCUGGGAGGUAUGUGGCUCUGAAAAUCCUUAAAAAGCAAGAGGUAUUACGCAUGAAGCAGGUGGAUCAUAUAUUGGCGGAAUCGAGCAUUUUACAAGAGGUCAGCCAUCCUUUUAUUGUAAACAUGCUUAAAGGUUUUAUGGACGAUGACCGUUUGUACAUUCUUCUCGAGUAUGUGGUGGGUGGGGAACUCUUCUCACACCUGCGGAAGGCAGGGAAGUUUCCCAAUGAUGUGGCAAAGUUUUACUCUGCAGAGGUGGUCUUGGCAUUUGAAUACCUUCACAGCUGUAAUAUUGUGUACCGCGAUCUGAAGCCAGAGAAUUUGCUUCUGGAUGCCCAAGGGAAUAUAAAAGUCACCGACUUCGGGUUUGCAAAACGCGUCAUCGAGCGUACUUUUACGCUGUGCGGCACACCUGAAUAUCUCGCCCCAGAGGUAAUUCAAAGCAAGGGUCAUGAUAAAGCAGUCGACUGGUGGGCACUUGGUAUUCUUCUUUACGAAAUGCUGGUUGGCUACCCACCAUUUUUUGACGAAAGCCCCUUUAAAAUCUAUGAAAAAAUUUUGGAGGGUAAACUCCAGUUCCCUCGGUGGGUGGAGCUCAGAGCUAGGGACCUAAUUAAGGGCCUGCUUUCACUCGACCCAACCAAACGCCUGGGCUCCUUAAAGCGUGGUUCUCAGGACGUGAAGCGCCAUAAGUUCUACAGUGGUGUCGAUUGGGACGUUGUGCUACAGAAGAAGGUAACCCCUCCUAUUCCUGUGCGUCUAACUAGGGAGGGUGACACACGUUAUUUUGACCGUUACCCAGAGAGCCCUCAUCACCCGCUGCCGCCUCUGACAUCUGUGCAACAAGCAGCCUUUGCAGGUUUUUGUGACGGAGAGUACACCAAAGUGUAG